Nicotiana tabacum (common tobacco) is the source of this 531-nucleotide messenger RNA. NCBI's taxonomy places the organism in Eukaryota, Viridiplantae, Streptophyta, Magnoliopsida, Solanales, Solanaceae. The record is from RefSeq and is a predicted model, not a curated record.
AUGAUGCAGCAGGUUAUUGGGUAUAAUGCAAAAAUUAGUGAGAAAGUAGAUGCACACGAUUCAUCUAUCAAGAAUAUUGAAGUGCAAAUGGGCCAAAUUUCAAUGUCUCUAAACAAUCAUCCUCAUGGGACAUUACCUGCAGACACUCAAAUAAACCCCAAAGAUCAAGGUCCGAAGCAGUUGAUGGCAGUGAGUCUAUGGAAUGGCAGAGAUUUAGACACAGAGAAAGAAAGGGCUCGAGAAAUCAGACAGGCUGAGACUCUCAUACCAGUGCCCAUUGAGCUAGAUGAGUCAAUGAAACUGACAGAGAAGAAGAGACCUCCUGCACCAUUCCCUCAGAGGCUGGCUAAGCACCAGAAAGAGGAGCAGUAUAAGAAAUUCUUAGAGAUGCUGAAACAAAUCCAGACCUGUAGUGCAAUGGUGACUAGCCCAAUUGCGGAAAAGCUGUCUGACCCAGGGAGCUUUACAAUUCCAUGCACUAUUGGUAAUUUUGCUUUUGCUAAGGCACUUUGUAAUCUAGUAAGCACGUGA